Molecule: messenger RNA, 771 nt
Organism: Peronospora matthiolae
Lineage: Eukaryota; Oomycota; Peronosporomycetes; Peronosporales; Peronosporaceae
Source: the annotation of a GenBank genome assembly
AUGGGUCGUGUUAUCCGUGGGCAGCGUAAGGGCGCGGGCUCGAUCUUCAAGUCCCACACGCACCUGCGUAAGGGCGCUGCCAAGUUCCGUGCUCUGGACUACAUCGAGCGCACGGGUUACAUCAAGGGUGUAAUCAAGGAGAUUAUCCACGACUCUGGCCGAGGAGCUCCAUUGGCUCGAGUGACGUACCGUGACCCGUACCGUUACCAGCUCAAGCACGAGCUGUUGAUUGCAGCGGAAGGCAUGUACACGGGUAUGUUCAUCUACUCGGGUCCGAAGGCCAAUCUGGCGGUGGGCAACACGCUGCCGCUGUCUGCACUUCCGGAAGGUACCAUUGUGUGCAAUGUGGAGGCCAAGGUCGGCGACCGAGGUGCUUUUGCCCGUGCUUCGGGUGAUUACGCGGUGAUUGUCACCCACGACGAGGACAAGCACAAGACCAAGCUUCGUCUGCCUUCGGGAUCCAAGAAGACAGUUCCUUCGGCGUGCCGAGCAAUGGUCGGCGUGGUUGCUGGUGGAGGUCGUACGGACAAGCCGAUUCUUAAGGCUGGUCGUGCUUUCCACAAGUACCGUGUCAAGCGUAACGAGUGGCCUCGUGUGCGUGGUGUAGCCAUGAACCCCGUGGAACACCCUCACGGUGGUGGUAACCACCAGCACAUUGGUCACCCGUCGACUGUACGUCGCGAUGCGCCUGCUGGUAAGAAGGUUGGUCUGAUUGCCGCGCGCCGCACGGGCCGUCUUCGCGGUAUUAAGAAGGUAGAGAAGGACAGCUAA